Molecule: messenger RNA, 4692 nt
Organism: Gymnodraco acuticeps
Lineage: Eukaryota; Metazoa; Chordata; Actinopteri; Perciformes; Bathydraconidae
Gene: sec24b
Product: SEC24 homolog B, COPII coat complex component
Exons: 25
Coding region: 220-3867 (1215 amino acids)
Biological process (GO): endoplasmic reticulum to Golgi vesicle-mediated transport; intracellular protein transport; COPII-coated vesicle cargo loading
Cellular component (GO): COPII vesicle coat; endoplasmic reticulum exit site
Molecular function (GO): zinc ion binding; SNARE binding
Source: RefSeq, a predicted model, not a curated record
UCCAGCAGAGGGAGAGGAAGGACCAGCAGAGAGCCGGGAGAGUGAUCCUCAACAUCCCGACUGGAAGCUUCGCUCUCAGCCGAGAGGACCUGCCUGCUGCCCGGGUCUUCACUGACCAGCAGACACCUCUCUCUCUGCAGCAUUUCUGGGAGGUGAAGUGGAGACAGGCUAAUGUGCAUUUACCCAGACCUGUGGGAAUAAGGACGGGAGGACCGAGCGAUGUCUUCGCCGGGUUACACCGUCAACUACAGCCGGAAUUCGACGCUGAACGGCGGAUCGGCACCUUCCCAUCAGAACGGUCCAGCACAGACGUACCAAUCCAUGCAUCCUCCUGCUGGCUGCUAUGGAGCCCCACCUCAACAACAGAGCUACCCCACCAUCCCUGCCCAGUCCACCCCUCCCACCAAAGCCCCCCUCAUGAACAGUGCCCACAGUGCUAACUACUACCAGAGCAACCAUCAGCAGCACCUCUCUCAGCACCAUGUAGCACCCUCCUCAUACAGUGCUCCCCUGAACUCUGCACCUCCUUCUCAGCCAUAUCCACCUUCAGCACCGCCGCCAUCAAAUGCCCACUACAACCAACAAUCAUUCCAGCAGCAGCAUCAGCAGCAGCAUCCUCCAUAUGCCACUCCAGGAUCCUACUAUACACAGCAGGCAUACCAUGCUCCCCCAGCAGCAGCACAGCCCUUUCAGCAGCAGCAGCACCCCAGUUUGGUGCCUGCACCGCCUGGCGCCCCUGGAGCUCCCCUCUACCCAAUUGUUUCCUAUCCGUCUGCGCCUGGAAUUAGCCAGUACGGCACCCUGAGUUCCUCCCAGAGCACCUCCAGCCUUGGAGUCAUGCCGACCCACAUGGGUGCACCGCUGCAUCAGUACAACAGCCCUCCGCCGGCCACAACGACAGCAGUGCAGUCUGGGUACAGCGCGGCUCCUCUUAAUCAGCAGAUGCCGACAGUCAAUGGUCAAGGAAGCACAGUGCACCAACACUAUGACCAGAGCCACCAGGCGUCUCUGAGCUACGACACGUACAGCGGGGUCGUUCACAGCGGCGCUGACCCUCGGCCCUCAGGAACUCAACCAACUUCAGUGCAUUCCUCACCGGGCCACCACCAAGGCGUGCAGUAUGGAUAUGUUGCUAAUAGUGGAGCUAGCUCUGCCUCUGCCACCACCUCAGGCCCCGCCGCUGCCCCCUCGUCAUCCAGCUCUGAGGAUGAUGAUGAUGAUGAGGAGGAGGAGGAUGAGGAAGCAGGUGGAGACACUUCCUCCUCCAGUACAGGCAGUGCCUCUCCGGUGCCCAACAGCUAUGAUUCCCUGGAAGGUGGCAGCUAUCCAGAUUCCAUGCCGCCCUCCAACGAUAUGACCAAUCAGGUUGCGCCCUACGAUCACUAUGGUUACCCAAACAUGCAGCCGGCCUAUCAGCAGGGGCCAGCCCCCGCCACUGACUCCGCCCCCUCUCUUGACCCGUACGGACAGCCAGAAUACCAGCAGUACUCCCAGCCAUUCCCUAACCUGACCCAGCUGUCAGCAGCUCUGGGGGGGCUCAGUGGGGUCCCAGAACUGGAGCUGGAGGCCCUGAGUCCUGUGAACCUGAUGCAGGAGACCAGCCUGCUGCCCCCACGACCCCUCGAGGCCCCCGAGCCCAACCUCAGCGCCGACCUCAAGAAGGUCAACUGUAACCCACAUACGUUCAGGAGCACCCUGUCCAGCAUCCCUCAGACUCAGGCUCUGCUCAACAAGGCGCGCCUCCCUCUGGGUCUCCUGCUGCACCCCUUCAGAGACCUGCAGCAGUUACCGGUGAUCACGUCCAACACCAUCGUGCGCUGCCGCUCCUGUCGGACCUACAUCAACCCGUUCGUCACCUUCCUGGAUCAGCGCCGGUGGAAGUGCAACCUGUGCUACCGGGUCAACGAUGUUCCAGAUGAGUUCAUGUAUAACCCGGUCACCAGGUCGUAUGGAGAGCCUCAUAAGAGACCAGAAGUCCAGAACGCUACGGUGGAGUUCAUCGCCUCCUCGGACUACAUGCUGCGGCCUCCUCAGCCGGCAGCCUACCUGUUCGUCCUCGAUGUUUCUCACAACGCCGUGGAGUCGGGAUACCUGAAGUACUUCUGUGAAUCUCUCCUGGACAACAUGGAUAAGUUACCAGGAGACACGCGCACCAGGGUGGGCUUCCUCUCCUUCGACAGCACCAUCCACUUCUACAACCUGCAGGAGGGUCUGUCCAUGCCGCAGAUGCUGGUGGUUUCAGACAUCGAUGACAUCUUCAUCCCGUCUCAUGACAGUCUGAUGGUGAACAUGAAGGAAAGCAAGGAGCUGGUGAAGGACUUGCUGACGUCUCUCCCCGGGAUGUUCAGUCAGAGUAAAGAGACCCACAGCGCUCUCGGCCCGGCGCUACAGGCUGCCUUCAAGCUGAUGUCGCCCACCGGGGGCCGCAUCACGGUGUUUCAGACGCAGCUGCCCACGCUGGGGGCCGGAGCACUGCUGUCCAGAGAGGACCCCAACCAGCGCUCCAGCAGCAAGGCAGAGCCGACGUAUGCUUCUGUUUCAGAAUUUUGGGCAAAAGAAAAGCUGGAAGGCGUCCAGCACCUCGGCCCGGCCACAGACUUCUAUAAGAAGUUCGCUCUGGACUGCUCGGGUCAGCAGAUCGGAGUGGAUCUGUUCCUGCUCAGCUCUCAGUACGCUGACCUCGCCUCGCUGGCCUGUAUGUCCAAGUAUUCUGCGGGCAGCAUCUUCUACUACCCCUCCUUCCAUCACAUCCAGAACCCGCCUCAGCUGGAGAAGUUCCAGAGAGAUCUGGAGCGGUACCUGAGCAGGAAGAUCGGCUUCGAGGCCGUCAUGAGGAUACGAUGCACCAAAGGUUUAUCGAUCCACACGUUCCACGGUAACUUCUUUGUGCGCUCCACCGACCUUCUAUCUCUUGCUAACGUAAACCCCGACUCUGCCUUCGCGGUCCAGAUGUCCAUCGACGACUCUCUAGCCGACUCGUCUCUGGCCUGCUUCCAGGCGGCUCUGCUCUACACAUCCUGUAAAGGAAAAAGGCGGAUCCGGGUGCACACUCUGUGUCUGCCGGUGGUGAGUCAGCUGAGUGAGGUUUACGCUGGAGCGGAUGUUCAGGCCAUCACCUGCCUGCUGGCCAACAUGGCAAUCGACCGGGCGAUAACGUCCAGCCUGUCGGACGCUCGUGACGCUCUGACCAACGCCGUGGUGGACAUGGUGAGCGCCUACAAGUCCAACGUGUCCAACCUGCAGCAGUCCGGCCUCGUGGUGCCCGCCUCCAUGUGCCUCUUCCCCGUCUACAUCCUCGCGCUGCUCAAACAGAAAGCCUUGCGGACGGGCACGUGCACGCGUCUGGACGAGCGAGUGUUCGCGAUGUGUGAGUUCAAGACGCAGCCGCUGCAGCAGCUGAUGAGGCUGGUGCACCCCGACCUGUACCGCCUGGACAACAUGUCCGACCAGGGGGCGCUGCACCUGAACGACUCGGUGGUCCCUCAGCCUCCCCUGCUGCACCUGAGCUCAGAGAGGCUGAGCCGCGACGGGGCCUUCCUCAUGGACUGUGGAAACGUGUUUUAUUUUUGGAUCGGCAAAAACUGCAACGAGAUGUUCAUCAGAGACGUUCUGGGCUGUCCCAACUACGCUGCAAUACCCCAGAACAUGAGUCACAUCCCUGAGCUGGAGACCCCUCUGUCGGAGCGAGUGCGAGCGUUCCUCGACUGGCUGCAGGACAACAGAGCGUUCUGCUCCACCAUCCACGUCCUCAAGGACGAAGCUUCCUCUAAAGCCACCUUCUUCCAGUACCUGGUGGAGGAUAGCUCGGACUCGGAUUCAUCUUUAUCACAAUUCCUGGAGCAAAUUCAGCAGCAAAUGUCCAAGUAGGCUCCCGUGACACCGAGAGAAGCUCUGGCCGCUCGAAUCCUCACGGGGAGAGGAUUUGGGGGGCGCCGUAGAGAGAAAACUAGCGUUAGAAAUGGCGGACACCCAUCGCUCAUUCAGACCAGUUUUAGCGAGGCGGGUUACAUCCCGAUCCUCCAUACAUCCGUCGUAUCAAACACAUCCGGGACCGAUUUCAGACCGAGAUCUAGACCCUCCGAGGGGGGAGGGAGAUAGUUGUAGGAAAGAAGUGAAAUCAAAGAAGAACGGGGGUUUAUUCCACUCCAUAAUGAGUUAUUGAAACCCCCGUUAGCCUCUCGCUAACCCUUCGAGAACAGAAGGGUAACCGAGCCAAGAAGACGCCGCUUCAUUCUGUCAUUAGUUGUUUUUCGUGAACCUCACAUGUAGCUAGUGUUGUCUUUUUUGUUGUUAUUAUUUUAUAAUUUAUUCCCCCUCUUCACUCCUAUUUUUUUUUUAAUACACUGGAGAAAAGAAACAAGGUUUUUCCGGCAUGAAAGACGAAACGCAUGCCACCGUUUUGUUCGCUGCUAGUCCGAGCGUUAAGAAGUUUAACGGGAAUACGAAGCGACAGUGGUUGGAUGUUGAAACCCCCCCUACUCUCUGUUGCCCCCCCCCCUCUCCUCCACUGUGUGAACUCAUGAUUUAUCAAGAUCAACCCCCCCCCCCCCUCUCCACAAACUCCUCCUGAUUUGUUUUUAUCAUUUUUCCAGGCGCUAAUGAAGUUGCUAUCCACUUUGUAACUAUUGAUGAAGAGUCUUUUAUGUGCGAUAAUUUAUGAACCAGCUUAUUAAAUAAAAAACAAAAACAGAC